CUAAAGGGGGUGUGAAAGAAAUGACCACAAAUGUCAAAUUUCUGCAGUUUGCAUGACGUUUGUUGUAGCUAUGAAAUUCUCGUGUGGCUAAUGUUCGGCGAAUAUAUUCCGAUUUGAUGUAUAGUCUAUCCGCGUUUGGCAAGGAAGCUCGCACCGCACGAUCCAUUGACGGCUCAGUGUUGGCAAUUUAUCAUCUUUCUCUUCUUUGAACUUUUCCACUUUCUCUAGCUAAAUUAGGUUGUUAAUUAAUAUAUGUAGCAAACAUCUCUUUCUUUUCGCUUAAUAAUGCAGGUAUGCAUUUAACUGGCUAUAUCGUUUUGUAGUAUGCAUGAAAAAUGCAUCUUACUCGACCAUGUUUUGGUUUGAUUGUCAGCUAGCUAACAUGAUACGUGUUAUUUAACUAGCCUAGCAGAAGCAGGGAUUUGACUGCGUACCCUGUCCUGUCAGCUAGCUGUCUUUCUAGUGCGCUUGGCAUUCCAUAGUACACAUUGGGAAUAAAUAGCACCAACAUGUAUGCAAGUCGCAAGAGGAAAAAGCCCCAGAGAAGUGUGAAGCCACCUCCAGAAGGAGCCAAAUCAAACCCUUCCAAGAGGCACCGGGAACGCCUGAAUGGGGAGUUGGACAGGCUGGCCAGUCUGCUUCCUUACCCCCAGGAUGUCAUCUCCAAGCUGGACAAACUGACCAUCCUCAGGCUUUGUGUCAGCUACCUGCGUGCCAAGAGCUUUUUCAAUGUGACCCUACAAUCCACAGCCUCCCAGCGCCCAGAGAGUAAUGUUCUGAAGAAGAAAGAACUUCACGUUCCAGAGGGAGAGCUGUUACUACAGGUGUUGAAUGGCUUUGUUCUGGUCGUCACGGCUGGUGGCACAAUCUUCUAUGCAUCCUCCAACAUCCAGGACUACCUGGGCUUUCACCAGUCAGACGUCGUCCAUCAGAGUGUUUAUGACGUCAUUCAUAUGGAGGACCGAGCAGAGUUACAGAGACAGCUCCACUGGGCCCUGAACACCCCUGACACAGGACAGCUGGUCUCAGGUAACCUCCAACCCCACUCUCAUCCCUGA
Messenger RNA from Oncorhynchus keta (chum salmon), 1058 nucleotides. RefSeq names its product aryl hydrocarbon receptor-like. Gene Ontology annotation, biological process: regulation of transcription by RNA polymerase II. Bases 510 to 1058 code for a protein of 182 amino acids. Lineage: Eukaryota; Metazoa; Chordata; Actinopteri; Salmoniformes; Salmonidae. Gene Ontology annotation, molecular function: transcription cis-regulatory region binding; protein dimerization activity; nuclear receptor activity. Gene Ontology annotation, cellular component: nucleus; cytoplasm; aryl hydrocarbon receptor complex. The transcript has 5 exons. The record is from RefSeq and is a predicted model, not a curated record.